GGUAUUUCCAGAGAAUGUCUAAUAAAUGGGCUCUGGUAUUUCUUUUCUUUUAAUUUUAUUUUUACCCAGAAUGCUUAUGGGCUUCCUGUACGAUUUCCUGGAUACAUGACGCCAUUGACACAAAUCGGUUACUAAGACCGAUAUUAUGGAAGCCCUGUUUUUAGUGUUUAUUUUAAUAUACUCUGAAAACACUUGCUCCAAUGCAUACAGUGAGAACAAUAGCGACUUUAUCAAUACAACUGACUUAAUUGGACUACAGAAUUUCUCGGAAUUUAUGGACAGUACCACCGUUUCGUUGCCAACAUCAACAGAUACUUUGCCCACUGAAACAGACACUUCGUUCCCAGAUCAAACUGGACUGAGCGAGACCACUCCUGGAAAUGAGGCAACAGAUCUUCCUACAGCGUCAACAACACAAAGUGCGCCUACAGUAGCUCCACGGGAACCUCGUCAACUUUUCAGUUCUCUACCUACCCCGGAUUAUUCUGUUCCCAGCCUGUGCCCAUGUAAUCUGCACAAUGGGGAAUGUGAGGUGAAUUGCUGCUGUGAUCCUGAUUGCACAGAUGAAGUGUCUCUCUUCACUUCCUGCUCCGUUGAGAAAGUCAUCGUCAACCCUAAAUUGUGUAGUCAAGAUGUGGCUUCCUAUUCCUUGAGAACCAGUCCAGAUGGUUAUGCCAGUGUGCAGUCCUCUGUUGAUAGAGAGGUCAACUCUGGAGUAUUCUGCAUACAGAAAGCCAACUAUGAUGCAGGCUUGUCUUAUGCCACUCCAGACGUGCCCACAGAUGUCAAUUUUGACUCCCUCUUCCAUCAGUUUGUUGAAUUUUUCUUCAGCACUUCAGAAGGGAGCACUGGGUCAAACCAACAGGAUUCAGGACUCCCAUUUGGAUACCUUUAUGGUGAUUUGAUCCAAACCGAAGAUGAGAUGGGGCAGAGGGGAAACCUCCUCCUGCCUGCUUCAGCUGGGACUUCCUAUUGCUUAGAUGCCAAUCCUGCAGCAUUUCUACAGGAUCAGAAAACCACAUGUAUGCGAAACUUUGACUUGGUAAAUGACUGCACCACACUGGGUGCACUAAGUUUGCAGAGCUAUGCUGCUUUCCAAGUUGUCUCGGGCGAAGUUACUCGUGCCACUCUGGUGCCAGUGGAGGUGGAAUCCAUUGUCUUGCAGUCUUGGGAAGGUGUGCAGACUCCAGUGGAUCCCUCUGACAACUCCAGCUACUCUCCUCAACUAGUGAACCCGACAGGUGCUUCCUCUCCUGUGUGCAAUAACGUGGUGCUUCAGGUCCAGUAUGUAGUUGUGUUCAGCGACAUCGGGGAAAUUAAGAAUGUGACCACAGCAUUUAUCCUGGGUGCUGUCAGGAACAAUAUGAUGCCACUGCAGCAAACUUUUCAGAUAGAAUUUAUGCAGGAGUAUGCGAAAAAACCAUUGUUGAGAUUCAGUGGCAAUCCUGGAUACAUGGUAGGAUUACCUCUAAUCGCUGGCACAAAAACAGCAAAUGGGAUUUCCUUGAGAACUGACCCCAAGACAGGUGUCACAGUCAUCCGUAGUUCUAGGGGUCAGGACUGCCUGUCAGGCAGCAUGGAUCGCUCUCCUGUGCUCUUUGGAGUAGAUACAGUGUCUGGCUGCACCUUCAGGUUGACAGAAGCUUCCAACUGCUCAGUUCUAUCCGAGACUCUCAUUGGUGUUCUUAAAGGAAAGAACUUUCCAGAUUAUGUGGCUUCUUUCGGAAAUUCCCCUCCUAAGAACACUUUGGACUGGGUACCAAUCAAGAACCAAACUACAGCAUCAGGUUCCAGAGAGUGUAACGUACCACUGUCUCUUCAUACUGAAGUGAGAUGGACCAAGUAUGGGUCCCUGGUGAAUCCCCAAGCACAAAUUGUCAGUGUGACUGAAAUAAUUGAAACCAACACUAGCAGCCUGGUCCUCCUAUCAGGUGCCAAUGGCUUUGUGCCUGUCACCACCUCUGUGGCAUUUGUGGAUGUGUCUGCACCAGCAGAGCCUGGUUAUAGGGCGCCACCUACCAUCGAUGCUAAGCUGCCCUUUGACUUCUUCUUUCCCUUUGUGUGACAGAUCUAUGUCUCCUAUAAGGUCAAGUUCCUGCGCUCUCAAGGGAUUUUACCUACCUCAACACACUUCCGAAAUGAUUUGACCAAAAGACGACAUUUGUAGGUCAAGAAUGCUUUGUUUGAUUAUGAGAAUGUGCAAGUACAGUAUAAAUGUGUCUACAUUAGAUACAUGUAUAAAUUAUUUUGUAUACUUUGUGGAUGUGUGUGCUGAUAUGUUUUGUAUAUUGCAAUAAAUCACUUUGAUCACACA
Sardina pilchardus (European sardine) is the source of this 2314-nucleotide messenger RNA. RefSeq names its product tectonic family member 1 (gene tctn1). The record is from RefSeq and is a predicted model, not a curated record. Gene Ontology annotation, cellular component: MKS complex. NCBI's taxonomy places the organism in Eukaryota, Metazoa, Chordata, Actinopteri, Clupeiformes, Clupeidae. Gene Ontology annotation, biological process: protein localization to ciliary transition zone; cilium assembly. The coding region runs from base 146 to 2065 and encodes 639 amino acids. The transcript is spliced from 15 exons.